AUGGAUCCUCCAAGGAUUUGUGGGCAUGUUCAACCAAAAGUGACGGCCUCACUGGCGGUACAGGCUUGCAGGGAUCUCCGACGUCAGCGGCACCAGACAUUUACCGGGCAUUCCGUGAGGUCCUUGUCCAUGGUGUCCAUGACCGCGGGUCUGCUGGCAUGGAGGCAGCAACGCCGCGCCUGUCGAUCAGCUCGAAGAGCCUCUGAGGUUGUGCAGACCGCACCACUUUUUGAAGUGGAGCCAGCAACACCAGAAGGUUGGUCGUCGAAGAUGGGUAUUGUUCCACCAGAUGACAUUCGGCGGAGGAUAAGAUUAACACGUGGUAUGCUGGAGAGAGACAUCCUUGCUUACCUCGGGGACACCGUGUGGGAGUAUAUGGUUCUUCGACAUCAAUACCAGCAGGUGGUCAGGAGUCCAUUUACGGAGAGUCAGGAGGUACGCACAAUACGGCAGGGACGAGCUGCUGUCAUGCUUCAUCGCAGUGGGGCUCUCACUGGUCGAGAGCGUGAAGUGCUGCUCGAAGGGGCCCAAAAGGUAUGGCUCCAGAAGGUCAGGUGGAAUUUCGAGGGAAUCAGGCAAGUGGGCAUCAACAUGUAUUGCUGUGCUCUGGGUUUGCGGACUCUCCUGGGAUACGCCUACAUGGAUGCGGCGUCUUCGGACAAAGACUUGACAAGAAUCAUCAACGAGAUUGGGCUUCUUCAGAAGCCUGGGAUGGAGGAUCAGAUGCUUGCGGAAAUCACAGGAGGAAUUUUCGACCCAUCAUUACGUCCUCCCGGCAACUACUUUUUGGCGCUCGCUCCGCUGGGCCAUGCAGCACUUCGCCUCUACGUUAGCCGGUACCUCUGCGAGAGGCCACUGAUAGCAAGCGAGUUCAUCUACCGUGUCAAGCUCGCGCUUCGGCAGGAGGAGCUGGACGCAGCAUCGAUCGCCUUCCUCCGUGAUAGUGCUACUGCAGAAGAGGCGAGUCUAAUGCAGGGGGCCCGAGAGCGGGGCGACAGUUACGCCUUUGCCUUUGAGUGUCUGCUGGGCCAUCUUGCGCUCAAGCUUCCGUACCGACUGCAUCAAAUCGUCUCUGAGUUCGGCUGGGCACAGCCGUUGGAAGGGACGUAG
Molecule: messenger RNA, 1110 nt
Organism: Symbiodinium sp. CCMP2456
Lineage: Eukaryota; Dinophyceae; Suessiales; Symbiodiniaceae
Source: the annotation of a GenBank genome assembly